Molecule: messenger RNA, 3103 nt
Organism: Saimiri boliviensis boliviensis (Bolivian squirrel monkey)
Lineage: Eukaryota; Metazoa; Chordata; Mammalia; Primates; Cebidae
Gene: TCEAL6
Product: transcription elongation factor A like 6
Source: RefSeq, a predicted model, not a curated record
ACGUGAGUGACCAGGCACCUACGUGGGCACCAGCCCCCGCGCCCGCCCUCCCGCCCUGCGGUCCAGUCCCAGCGCCAGCGCAGAACCAACUGUCUGAGCUGCCCGGGCGGCGGGGGAGCAGCGAGCCGGCUUCAGCGAGCUGGAGGAGGCACAGGCCUGUCCCGGGUCCCAGCAGGUCUGCGCCUCUGUUGUUCCCGGUGCUCUGCAAGGACUGAAAAGGAGGAGCAACCUGUUCAGAAUCCCCGCAGGACAGGAAAAGGAGAAAUCUUGACAUGGAAAAACCCUACAAUAAGAAUGAAGGAAACCUGGAAAACGAGGGAAAGCCAGAAGAUGAAGUAGAGCCUGAUGAUGAAGGAAAGUCAGACGAGGAAGAAAAGCCGGACGUGGAGGGGAAGACAGAAUGCGAGGGAAAGCGAGAGGAUGAGGGACAGCCAGGUGCUGAGGGACAACUGGAAGAUGAGGGAAGCCAGGAAAAGCAGGGCAAGUCCGAAGGUGAGGGCAAGCCACAAGGCGAGGGCAAGCCAGCCUCCCAGGCAAAGCCAGAGAGCCAGCCGCGGGCCGCCGAAAAGCGCCCGGCUGAAGAUUAUGUGCCCCGGAAAGCAAAAAGAAAAACGGACAGGGGGACGGACGAUUCUCCCAAGGACUCUCAGGAGGACUUACAGGGAAGGCAUCUGAGCAGUGAGGAGAUGAUGAGAGAAUGUGGAGAUGUGUCAAGGGCUCAGGAGGAGCUAAGGAAGAAACAGAAAAUGGGUGGUUUUCAUUGGAUGCAAAGAGAUGUACAGGAUCCGUUCGCCCCAAGGGGCCAACGGGGUGUCAGGGGAAUGAGGGGUGGAGGUAGGGGCCAGAGGGGCUUACAUGAUAUCCCAUACCUUUAACGUCUUUGACCUUCCAUUCUGACUUCUCUGAUGAGAAUAUUGCUGGCCCUGCUUUCCCUGGUAGGUAUUUGCCAGGCCCUGUGCUUUAACCUUAAGCUGAUAUUUUUGCUUUAGAUGUCAAUCUUGUUACCAGCAACCUUUAACCCAACUACAGCGCUCUAUAUUUUAGUAGAGGAUUUUCACCCAUGUGCAUGGAAAAAAUGUUCAUGACACAUUGUAAAAUAAAUAAAUAAAAGAGCAAACAGUUUGCAGCACCGCAUAUAUAAUAUCAGCCCGCUUUUAUAAAAAUGUCAGUGUUUGUAUAAUGCAUUUAUGCACAAAGAAAACUCUGAAAGCAUGCACACUAGAAAGUAGGCAAUGAUUAUUCCUAAAAGGUAGACAAGAAUAGGUUUAACCUGUAUUCAAAAAUGAUUCCUACCACCUCUUUCACAUGUACCCCCAUGACAUUCCUCUGCUGCUGUGCAUAUCCCUAUGUCUUCCCUAGGUGUGUCCAGGUCAGUGGGCACUGUUGCUCAUGUUCCUGGGUCCUCUCUAAUGCUAUGCAACCCCCAUGUGUGACUCUUUUUCUUUGCUUUGCUCACUUAUCUCUACUUUUUCUUUACUAAAGGUUGUGAAUUAUAUUUUUCAUACUAAAAAAUAAAUAAAAGCUGAAAACAAUACAUAAGAAAUUGAACUGUUCAGUGAGCUUAUGAAGGCAAUAAAGACACUUAAAGUUCAUGUUAUCAUAACAUAAGAUGACAGGUAAAAUUCAUAUUGUCUCUGAGACUAAAAGCUAGAGGAAUCAACCUGGAAAUUCUAACAGAUCUAUUGCUGUAGGAGUCAAGCUUGUCAUUUGUAAAAUAAGGAUAAUACUUGCCUCACAGGACUGUCUGGUGGAUCAGAUGAGGUAUCGAGUAUAUGAGCUGUGUGGUGACCUGGUUCCCACCAGGUACUCAGGGGAGGAAUGGCUCCUACACCAUUCCCAUACAGUGGCAGGAAAGCUGAUGGAAUCAGACACAUUGGGGAAGGGCUGAAGGAGUUACCACUGUGUCUAGGAAUAUGUCCAGGUAGCUAAGGAGUAGAUGUCACUGUUUCUUAGAUAUUUCCCUGUGUUCUGGGAACUGUGCCCUUUUCUCCCAGGUCCUACACCCUUUACUGAUAGAGGAUUUAUGGUGUAAAAGCCCAGUCAUUUUCUCUGGAGUCACUGGUGAGCAAUGUCCACCAACCCUUUACCCCUGUAGAAGUGGAUAAAGUCCUCUCUCCAGUUUAUAGUUAUAGUAACCAGGUGCACAUGGAUAUCACCUUGGUGCUGCUUGGGCCUCUUAUUAAUAUUUUCCAAAUUCUUUUUUGGCAAAAUGAUCAUUUAUGUGUAUUUCUUGUUUGUUUUGCAUACAUAAAUAUUCUCACAAAACUCAGAUAUUGAAGGCUAGGCCAGGAAAAAAUACCUGCAUGAUAGUGACUGUGCUGUUCUCAUGGGUUAAUAUCUUGUCUGCAGACUCCCUUUCCUCUAUUGAGUUCACUCUCAGGAAAUUUGUCAGGUAACACUUUAGCAGUUCAGCAGACCCAUCAAUACAUUUGAGUUUUAAAUCCUUUGUAAUGAACAUGUUGUGGUCCAUGAACCAGCUGCGUAAUGAUCACCUGGGAACUAAUUAGAAAUGCAGAAUCUGAGGUCCUGCCUCAGACCUACUGAGUUAGAAUCUUCAUUUUAACAAGAUCCCAAGAUUAUUCCUAAGACAUUGAAGUUUGAAAAGCACCACCUUAGAAAGAGAGUCUUCAGGCUUCCUACUCCCACAUUUACAUAAAAUAUGUGCCUAAAAAGAUCAACAUAUGUGCCACAUAAGACACACAUCACAGAUUAUUAAAUAAGCCCAUGUAUUUCAAAAUGAAGUUGUCCUUCUCCCAUGAAAAGUAGAUCUUGAAAUCAAUGCAAUGGGUCAAGACAGGCAAUUUUUGAAAAAUAAAACAGGAUAGAAUAGAGUUGAAUACAAACAGAAAACAUCAAAUUGCAUUGUAAGUAGAGUGAAUUUUUUUGUGAAAUUUGUGUUUCAGUUAUGUGUAUAUGUGUGUGCACCAUGAGUUAUGAGAAAAAUAAAUUUCUGACUGUGGGCUACAGUAAGAAAAUGGAGAAAGACUGCACUGGAUUCUGCAUCUCAAAGCAUAGCCUGUUCAUUUUAUAUUUGUAUUUCUAGUGCCUAACACAAGUAACUGACAAGUAGUAAGUACUUAAUAAAAAUGUAAAUAAUAAUGAC